UUCCGGCGUGUAAUUCAACUUAGGCGAGCUCCAAAUGCGCCAGAGAAGGCUUUAUUAACACGGAAACGCUUCAAAUUUCGAAAAGACGGUUAGAUUUUUUUUAGAUCGUCAAAUACAAUUAGUCUGUAUUUAUUGUUUUUUGGUUCGUCUUUUUUAACCUGAGGUUGUAAUUUGUAGGUUAUCUUUCUUUUUUAUCCCGCGCGCCGCUUGCUAUCGUAACUGGUUAGUGCGCGCGCGCUAAUUAGCUUAACAGCAAACCGGCAUUAAGUUGACCAAGAGUAACAACCUCGGCGUGACCAUCUUGGCACACCCCCCAGUCAUAACUUCGCAAUGGCUGUUUGCUCACUCUGUUUAAUGGCAAAAGGCAAAACAACCCUUAGACACAGUAUAAUUUCAGCAUAGCAAUAACUAUUUAUUAGGGACUGUAGUUGAAUUGAAUCAUUUUCUGGCCAUUCAAUUUUUUUAAAGUUUGCACUGAAUUUCAAAAGUCUUAUUAAUACAGUAUUUAUUUUCAUUUCAUAGGUUCGUAUUGUAGUUACUGUUUACAGCUGAAUUUUUCUUUUUAAGAAGCAAAUAUACAUAUAUUGUCAGGAAUUACUUUCCCUUUAAGAUUGUGAAAUAUCUUACAAAAUCUGCAGUCAUGGUAUCAACAACUACAGCUGCAAUCAUGGUAGUUAGUACUGUAGGAUUAGCAAGCCAAACUGCCCUGGUGGGGCACAUGUGGUUGCUGAUUCUCGGCUUCAUCAUUGCCUUCAUCUUGGCCUUUUCUGUGGGUGCCAAUGAUGUUGCCAACUCCUUUGGCACCGCUGUUGGUUCUGGAGUUGUGACUCUCCGUCAAGCCUGUAUUCUGGCCACAGUGUUUGAGACUCUGGGUUCUGUACUUCUUGGGGCUAAAGUGAGCGAAACCAUUCGGAAGGGUAUCAUCGACGUGAGCAUGUACAAUGGUUCUGAGCCGGAGUUGAUGGCUGGGUCUGUCAGUGCCAUGGUUGGUUCUGCUGUGUGGCAGCUGGCUGCUUCCUUCCUUAAGCUCCCCAUUUCUGGAACACACUGCAUUGUUGGUGCUACUAUUGGAUUCUCACUGAUCGCCAAAGGCCAACAAGGAGUCCGGUGGCUUGAGCUUCUCCGUAUCGUUGGGUCUUGGUUCCUGAGUCCACUUUUGUCUGGGAUGAUGUCAGCCAUUGUGUUCUGGUUUGUGAGCAAGUUCAUUUUAAACAAGAAAGAUCCCGUACCCAAUGGUUUGAAGGCCCUUCCUGUUUUCUAUGCCAUCACAAUGGGAAUUAACCUGUUCUCCAUCAUGUUCACUGGAGCUCCAAUGCUGGGACUUGACAAGAUUCCUUGGUGGGGCAUCCUGCUGAUCUCGUUGACCUGUGCCCUGCUGGUUGGUGUCCUGGUCUGGUUUGUAGUCUGCCCUCACUUAAAGAGAAAGAUUGAACGGGAUAUGAAGUCUUCUAGCCCCUCUGAGAGCCCCCUGAUGGAAAAGAGGGAUCUCAACGACUCUCAAGAGGAUCCUGUCCCAAAACCGAUCACAGAAGAGAUGUCUGCACCCACGGAGGCUCCUGCAGACCGCAAAGUGAUGUUUGAUAUCGGAUGUGCCGACGAUGGGGAAAAUAAGGACUGUAGUGAAUCCGCUGAUGCUGACGGUACAGAUGGGACGUAUAAGGAACGCAGGGUGGCUUUUAACAUAGGUGACUCUGACGACAACGACUACAGCAACGAAUCUUCCAAGCAGACGAAGAACAACCUCAGCAAUGGCUCUACAAAUGCUCCUCACCGGGUCACCUUUAACAGUCAUUUAAAUAGCAAAGAUUCACAGAUUCCAAACAACGGUUACACCACAUACCACACGGUACACAAGGACUCCGGUCUCUACAAAGACUUGCUGCACAAACUCCACCUGGCUAAAGUUGGAGACUGCAUGGGUGAAGGUGGCGAUCGUCCCAUUCGUCGCAAUAACAGCUACACCUCAUACACGAUGGCCAUCAUUGGUAUGCACACAGACUUCAGACAUAAAGACGGAGAUACCCGCGCUGGGCAAGAUGGCGAGAAAGCCCCAGGCUCGGGUGGUCCAGAGAAGAAGCGCGUGCGUAUGGACAGCUACACCAGCUACUGUAACGCAGUAGCAGAGGAGACGACUCCAGAAAGUCACCAAAAUGAUGUGAAACUUGAAAUUGGAGGACAGGAUGGAGGUAGCAGCCAAAGUUCUCUAGAGGAUAAACUUGAUGAGGACAAGCCAGAGGUCUCCACUCUGUUUCAGUUCCUCCAAAUUCUCACCGCCUGCUUUGGAUCCUUUGCACACGGAGGGAACGAUGUGAGUAAUGCCAUUGGACCAUUGGUGGCCCUGUGGUUGGUUUACUCAACAGGCGACGUGAUGUCAACUCAACCUACACCCAUAUGGCUUCUGCUGUACGGUGGUGUAGGCAUCUGUGUUGGACUCUGGGUAUGGGGUCGCAGAGUCAUCCAGACUAUGGGCAAGGACCUCACACCCAUCACUCCCUCAAGUGGUUUCAGCAUUGAACUGGCUUCAGCCUUGACUGUAGUGGUUGCUUCUAACAUUGGUCUGCCAGUCUCUACAACCCACUGCAAGGUGGGCUCAGUGGUGGCUGUAGGCUGGCUUCGCUCCAAAAAGGCAGUGGAUUGGCGCCUGUUUAGAAAUAUCUUCAUGGCAUGGUUUGUUACUGUGCCCAUCUCUGGCCUCAUCAGUGCAGCUAUCAUGGCCAUUUUCAUCUAUGGCAUCCUAUAAGCAUGCAGUUGCAUCCCAGACCAGAAGGGAGAAGCCGCUACAUCAAUGCUUAACCAGAAGAGGAGUAAUAUUUCGUGGCCAAAAUGUAUUGCUGACCUCAAUCUGACAACUGAAGGGAGAAAAAAAAACAUGUAGACGUGUUUAAUCAAAGUAUGAAAGUACUUAUUUCAUGUGCCUGUUGUUCCUGGCCACACCAUUUUUAUUUUCCUGUUAUAUCACUGGUUUACUUCAAUGUAAGUAGAGAACUUGCAUAUCUGUGCUGUAUCUUGAAAACUUUUUUUUUUUUUUCCAUAGACUAUAUGCAAUUACCUGUGUAAUUAGUUUUACAUGCUGGGGAACAAUGCUGUAGUUGUUUUAUUUCAAGCUUCAGUUUAUUUUUGUUUCUGUCAAGAUUAAGAAACCUUUCUAAUGUCCAUAUAUUUGUUACGUAUCAGUUUUUAUCUUUUUUUUUAUAGCCUUGCAGUUGAAAACAGUCACAUCUAACAGCUGCUUUGGUGAACUUCAGCUUCAUUUAGCAUUGUUCAGAAUGUGCUGUAGACAAACUUUCUAUUUGUCGAAUAAAUCAUAUCAAAGGAAAGCUGUAACUGAAACACUACAAGAAAAGGCGCCCUUAAAGAAGACAUGUCAGUAUUUCUAAAUGGGAACAGAAUUUGCUCUCAAAUUAGCUGCAUAUCUGCAAACUUAGAUGAUUGCUUUCAACAUUAGUGGUUCACCCUCCAGCAGCCAUUUCCACAACGGCCCCUCGCAACAUGGCAUGUUCUAACUUUGCUCUUUCAUUCUGUAUCUUCCAAAUGCAAAGAACUGGACCUUCAAACUGGAGACAUGAGUGUGUUGGCACGGAAUGGCUUGCAUUUUCCUUAAGUCGCAUAUUGUGUACCGCCAGCGGGUGGAUGGUUGAUUGCAGAACUAAAUACUUUUCAGACAAUA
This is a messenger RNA of Oryzias latipes (Japanese medaka), 3667 nucleotides long. It is a transcript of the gene slc20a1b, whose product is annotated as solute carrier family 20 member 1b. Gene Ontology annotation, molecular function: phosphate transmembrane transporter activity. NCBI's taxonomy places the organism in Eukaryota, Metazoa, Chordata, Actinopteri, Beloniformes, Adrianichthyidae. Gene Ontology annotation, biological process: phosphate ion transmembrane transport. Gene Ontology annotation, cellular component: membrane. The record is from RefSeq and is a predicted model, not a curated record.